AUGGUUCGACCAGGUCUUGACCAGCCGAAUCAGGCACAUCCUCAGGGUUACGGAAACAACAAGGCAGAUGUUCAGCCAAACAUACCAACGGCUGUGAUAACAUGUAUAGUUCCGUGCGUCACGUUUGGACAGAUCGCUGAAAUUGUUGACGAAGGCGCGACAACUUGUGCGAUUGGUGGGUUGUUGUAUGGAGCGAUAUUUAUAACUGCGUUCCCUUACAAAUACUCAUCCCUGUUCCGGGCCAAGAUAAGAAACAAAUACGGGUUACCGGAGGCUCCAGCUCCAGAUUGGCUUACUCACUUAUUCUGUGAGCAUUGUGCUCUUUGUCAAGAGUAUCGUGAGCUCAAACACCGUGGUUUUGACCCCAAAAUUGGGUGGGCUAUGAAUGUGCAAGCACAUCAGCAAGAGAUGAUGGCUCCUCCAAUAGGUCAACGAAUGAUGGGUUGA
Molecule: messenger RNA, 447 nt
Organism: Brassica napus (rape)
Lineage: Eukaryota; Viridiplantae; Streptophyta; Magnoliopsida; Brassicales; Brassicaceae
Product: protein PLANT CADMIUM RESISTANCE 4-like
Exons: 4
Coding region: 1-447 (148 amino acids)
Source: RefSeq, a predicted model, not a curated record